GUAAAAUAGGGCAUACCUUUAGCAAAAAGCCAUUACAUAAUGCACUAGUGAAAGAAAUAAAAUUAUAAUUGCAAGUUGAAUCGGUUUCUUGAUGUUUCAGGAAGAGUUUAAUAGAAGAAUGUUGAAACUACAGCAAUCAGUUGGAUACGAGAGAAUGUUUCUGUUCAGUCAAUUAAUUGUAUCAAAGAUUCAAUUGAUGGGCGACUGAAGAAUUAUUUUUCAAUCAAAUUUGAUUAGGAUAAUUAAGUAUAACCUUUCAAAAGAUUUAUAAUUUUAAGAGAAUGUAAGGAAAGAUUCUCUUAAAAUUACAGACAGAUGAUAGGAUACAGCUCCUCGGCCAAUUAAAGUUACUUUAAAGGAAAAUAAGCCUAAUUCCAGAGGGAAGAGAAGAACGCAUCGUAGCAUGACAAAAAUGGCGGGAAACUGCGCGUCCAUAUUAAGGCAAUCACCAUGUGUUUUUUAUACUCAUUCCUGUAUUAUUAGAAACACGUAUUCCUGGCGUAAAAAGUUGUUGCACGUUCGCUGUUAAACGAAUCUCACUAACAAGCUAUUGCGAAAUUUAUGCUAUUUUAAAAUGGACGCAAAAGGCACUAUGUCCAUAAUUAAUUAGCGUGAUCAUAAAUUUUUCUCUGUAUGAGCGGCAAAUAUACGAAAAUAAAUGGAGACUGCCAGGUGCUAGACCCUUAAUGCUCAACACGUGACACUAUUUCCGGUUCUUAGGGAGUUCCACUGCUGAUGUAAUGGUUGCAGGUGUUGUUAAGCUGUCCAAGGAGGAAAAAUUUAUUUUAAUACUAAAACAAACUGAUAUGCAAGAUAUUUAUUGGAAAUCUAGAAUAUGGCCUCAUAGAUGUCUACAUAUAAGGGUGACAGAUUGAAGAAUGUGAGAAAUCUAAGGAUUUUAUUGAUGUCAGCAAAAAUAUGGUUUAAUCGGCGAAGAUUGACAGUAACUAAGGAGUAUUUAUUUUCAUCGUUAGAGAGGUGUCUUUCACAUGCGGGGAUUGCUCUAUCCAUUAAAGGACAAAUAGAUCCUUGCGUACUGCUUCGAGCAACUGCAGAUUGCGUGAUCGUUGUAAGUCGAGGAGAGUGAUUCUGGGUCGGGGAACGACAUAAUUAAUUUUCACGCACAUCCAUAACUCCACAGGCUUCACUAGGAUUAUAUAUCACGAAAUGCUUCAGAACAAAAUGAGUCACACCAUUUUACUCUUCAUUUUGAAAAUGCUACCUGAUGAAAAACUCUCAAAGUAAAAUUCAAAAUUGCUUCUAAUUGCCACUUUUUCUACUGAAGUGUACCAUCGCCAGUGCAACCUACUUUGCACUGUCAUGUAUCAGAAAUACCAUAUACGGCAUCGCUAUUUCUACUAUGCUAGACAACGAAUCGAUGCAACAGACGACACCCGGCUGAAUUUCGAUUUGUUGAAAAUUCCCUUUCUAACGCACUGUCGCUUUUUACUCUGUUUAGGAUUCUACUCCAUGUUCCCAUGGCCGUUCCGCAUUUCGAUCGGACGAAAGAAUCCGCGAACCUUUCUACCUCCGAGCGGUUCGUUCUUCUGGUGGGACGUCCGGCGUUGAGUGAUACACACACACCUAUACGCUCAUACAUGGUGUCCUAGAUUUUAUCAAUAAAACUUUGUCAGAUAUUAUACUCUACGUACAGCGGUCCUGGUACAGAGUAAUUUUUUAAAGAUAUACUUUCUUUUAAUGGAGAGACUUAAAUUAUUUAUUGUGGUAGUAAAGAUUGUAUGCACAGUUUAUUAAAUAUGUUAUCAGUAGCAUAAUCUGACCCAUGUUUUAACAGCUUGUUUAUUACAGAUGUGAAACAAAGAUGGUAAAAUGUGGAGCAGCCUAUACGUUCAGAUACAAACAAGUGAGAUAGACAAAGAUGGCAAAAUGUGGAGCACCCUAUACGUUUAGAUACAAACGACACUUCUCCUUUUCCCAUUCACCAGACUUACGAGGUUGGUUACGUGCUCCUUGGUGGCAUCGCGACCCAUCCUGAAGCCGCGAUUAAAUCGUCCACUCUUCCUUGUGAUUCUCUGCUUCCAGCGGUUCUCAUGCAACUAUGAACACCAUUAGCGAUACCGUACAUUAGAGUCUCAUUAAACUAUUUGGAUCAUUAAGUUUUUAUAAAUGUCUAUUGUGCACCUUGAUGGCACCAAAGAAUUCGCUUUCAAUCUUCUGUUCCCAACUUCUUUAUUUUUAAAUCAAAUACCUUAAAUUCUUGGACGUAGUCGAAAUUCUCAAAUCUUUUAACUUCUAUAUUGUUGAAUUUAAAAAUUCUUCAAAUCUGCAAAUUCAAAAAUGCGUCAAGUUCCAAAUUUUCAAUUUUUUCAACAUCCAAACUCCCAGAAUCCCUCAAACCCAUCUCCAAAUUGUAGAAGCACCCCAAAUUCCAAGAUCCACAGCCAGUCAAUAUUAAUUGCCGGAGAAAAUGUAAGUUUGAUGAGCAUGAAUCAUGCAAGUGAACUUUCAUCCCAACGACAAAUUUGCAGUCUGACAGAGUUAAUGAAACCGAAACAGAAGCUGAUGAAGAACGUCAGGAUCCAUGAUUUGAUAAUCGCUUAGAUUUGACGGCGAAAGAAGAAUUGAAAAAAGAAAGUAGGUACGCGUACUCACGAAAAAAUGAUUUAGGUCAAAUUCAUUUUCGAGGUUCCCUUUCUCUGUUCGAGGACGAGACUUCCUCGCAGGAAGUGGAAGACUUACGGUUUCGUAAGGCUAAGAUGCAUGCGAUACCCUUCUCUUUGCGAACCGACAGGACCGUUAGUGUCAUUGAAUCAUGUAUUUUACGCGUCAUCGAUCAACGCGAUCACGAUUUUCACCGUUUAACAUCGACUUGCUAAUGCAAACACGUUUUUGUUAAACUUCCUUGCACAAUGAUUUAUCGAGUAAUUAGCAGAUACUAUGAAUGAUGAUACAGUGAUGCUACACGUGACGAUAUAUCAUAAUGCUGCACAUGGCGAUAUAGCUCGCCGAAGUUACAAUAUAUUACACUAUAAUACAUGGAAAUAAUGGCGAUAUAGCAAACAGAAAUAACAAUGCGUGACAAUACAAUGCGUGAAAGUAACAGGGCGUGGCGAUACAGCACGUACAAAUAACAGUGCAUAGAAAUAAUAAUGCAUGGCAAUAUAACGCGUGGAUAUAACAAUACGUGACAAUACGACGCGUGGAAAUAACAGUACGUAGAAAUAACAAUGUAUGACAAUACAAUGCGUUAAAAUAGCAGCGUGUGGCUACACAGCACGUGGAAAUAACAGUGCAUAGAAACAAUAAUGCGUGGCAAUAUAACGCGUGAAUAUAACAAUACGUGACAAUACGACGCGUGGAAAUAACAGUACGUAGAAAUAACAAUGUAUGACAAUACAAUGCGUUAAAAUAGCAGCGCGUGGCGAUGCAGCACGUAGAAAUAACAGUGCAUGGAAAUAGCAAUACAUGGCAAUACAACGCAUGGAAAUGACAGUGCAUAGAAAUAACAAUGUAUGACACAAUGCGUUAAAGUAACAGUGGGUGGCAAUACAGCACGUAGAAACAGUGCGUGGAAAUAAUAUAUGACAAUGCAACGCGUGGAAAUGACAGUAUUUGACAAUGUAACGCACAGAAAAAGCGGUGAACGGCGAUAUAAUGCACAGGAAUAUGUAGCUAUACAAUGUAAUGUGAUUCUAAAGUAAUCUGAUACUCACACAUCGCCUAAGAUUUCAUUUAAUAAUAAAAUUGACCGUUGCAUCAAGAACUAUAAUUAACCUGAUGCGCCCUGGUAAUCCUAUGAUUAACCUAAUCAUAGGACUAGGUCCUGUGACCUAACCUAAGUCAUCAUUACAGUAGAACCUAACCUAAUUCACUCUAAUCAUACUAGAAUUUACCUUACUCUAACAUACACCUACUCUGUUGACAUUUCUGAAUAAUCUAAUAAUUUUAUUAUUCACGGGCAAUAGUAUUAUCCACGUGAACAUCACCAAAAUCGUCUUCCCAGUUGACCAUCCCAACAGAAAAGCAACGCGUUAUGUAACUAGAUACAUAAAUUGGUGUCCCUAGUCCGAGAAAUCGAUGCGAACAGGUAUCGAAUGUUUUAGAAAGUUAUCAAAUCCCUAACUUCCUUUGUCAAAAAGGAUAUCCUGGUCCUAUAGAAUCAUCAGGAUCCACGGAGGAUCUCGUGUCCGGUGUUCACGGACGAUUGCUCCUGUGGAGGAUAGGGGGUAUCUAGUCGAAGUUUAUGGCACUAAACGAAUAAGAAGGAAAGAAAAAGAUUGCAAACGGUAUCGGUGACAGUGGAGAAAGAGAGAAAGAGAUUCGUCAGACGGUCUCAUCAGCAUAGGUGAUGGGUCGAGAUGCGAGUGGGGCCAGGGCUGGUAUAAAAGGGGCACCGUGGCAUCUGUGGAGCAUCAGUCCUCUAAUCCAAGGAACAGCAGCAACCAUGAGGGCAUUCAUGAUCGUGGUUCUCGCCGCAUCGGCGAUGGCGCGACCGGAAGCAGGCUACUCUUACUCCCAACCCAGCUCUAGCUACGGAGCACCCGGAGGUGGUGGAUCCACCGGGUUCGGAGGUGGACUCGGCGGAGGUCUCGGAGGUGGACUCGGUGGAGGUCUCGGAGGUGGCGGCGGUGGAGGCGGUUUCGGAGGUGGUUUCGGAGGCGGCGGCACCCUCAUCCAGAAACACAUCUACGUUCACGUACCACCACCAGAAGCACCGGAAGACCGACCUUCCAGACCCAUCGCUCCUCCACCACCACCACAGAAACACUACAAGAUCAUCUUCAUCAAGGCGCCCACUCCUCCGACGCCUACUGCUCCUGUUAUCCCUGCUCUGCCUCAGCAAGACGAACAGAAGACGCUGAUCUACGUGUUGGUUAAGAAACCGGAAGAAGCACCCGAGAUCUCUCUGCCUACCAUUGCGCCUACCCAACCGAGCAAACCGGAAGUUUACUUCAUCAAGUACAAGACUCAGAAGGAAGUCACGUCCGGAGGCGGUGGUGGUGGCGGUGGAAUCGGUGGCGGAAUCGGCGGUGGAAUCGGUGGCAGCGGGCCAAGCGGACCCAGCUCGUCGUACGGUGCUCCCAGCGCUUCAGGAGGGCCUUACUAGUCACAAAUGCCCGUUGAACCCCCGCAGCUCCUCCUCCAUUCACAAUCGGACCCAUCUUAACGCUCUGCGACACGCACGCAUUCACGGCUUCGGCCACGGCUUCAGCCACGGCUCAACAGCGUCCCUUUUGGACGCGACUCUCUGUGAUCCCACGUGGACGACCGCGGCGACGAGCAGGAACACGAUCGAGGGACCAAUCGAUGGCAAGACAUGGAUCCUGCUCGCGAUUCGGAGUUACACGAUUAGCAAGAAUUAUGUGAGAACGACCACGAUCAUAUGGAUGACCGUGACGACCACGAUGAUAACCACGAUCAUGAUGAUGAUGAUGGCGAUUCUAACGAUGGUUAGAAGAACGAUGACCAAGACGACGACGACGACGAUUAGGAUUACAAGUUUUUUUAUACGUUACUUUUUGCAAGAAAACGGUGGCGAAAUAAAGCUUUUUUUAUGUAUUUUUACAU
This is a messenger RNA of Megachile rotundata (alfalfa leafcutting bee), 5529 nucleotides long. It is a transcript of the gene TwdlT, whose product is annotated as TweedleT. Gene Ontology annotation, molecular function: structural constituent of chitin-based larval cuticle. The record is from RefSeq and is a predicted model, not a curated record. NCBI's taxonomy places the organism in Eukaryota, Metazoa, Arthropoda, Insecta, Hymenoptera, Megachilidae. Gene Ontology annotation, cellular component: chitin-based extracellular matrix. Gene Ontology annotation, biological process: chitin-based cuticle development.